AAAUCCAUCAUGGCGGAAAGAGUGAUUUUGGCGCCACCCGAGGAGAAGUUAGACGAGGUGCGCACUCUCUCGGACGCCCAGACGGUGCUCACUCAGCCCGACCAGGUGCAGGCCAUCGAGAGGACGGUGCUCAUGUGGCUCAAGCAGAUAGAAUCGGUCCUGAUCGAGAUGGAGCAGCUGCGGCAGGAGACAGACGACGCUGGCCCUCAGGACGAGCUGGAGUACUGGAAGCGAAGGAUGGCCAAGUUCAAGUACCUGUCUGAGGAAAUGGAAACGCCACAGGUACGAGGGUCCGUCCUGGUACUUCAGCUCGCGAGAUCCAAAGUCCUGAAGGCUUGGAAGGAAACAGACGCCAGAGUGACCCAGAAUUUGGCCGAAGCGAAGGACAACGUCAAGUUCGUCUACGCCAUUGAAGAAUACUGCCACCCGCUCUAUCUGCACGACCCGCCUGGCAUGACACCCUACAUAAUGAUGCUCUUCAACACUGUCCGGAUGAUACACUCGAUUUCAAGGUAUUACAACACGUCCGAGAAACUGUCAGCUCUUUUGAUUAAGAUCACGAACCAGAUGAUAAGGUCAUGUCAGAUCUACGUGUCAUGUCAAGGCCUCGAGACAAUCUGGUCCCAGCCGAGGAAAGACGUUCGGGAGAAGAUCCAGCACUGUCUGAAACUCAGCUCCACUUAUCGAAACGCUUACCAGAAGACUAAGGAGAAACUGGAAUCCAUCCCGGGCGAGAAACCGUUCAGCUUCAGUGAGCAAUACGUCUUCGGCAAGUUUGAAGCGUUCUGUUGCCGCCUCACCAACAUCUUGGGCCUUUUCGACGAUAUUGACAAGUUCUCUGCGUUCUUCGAGGGACGAGCUGAGUCCUUGCUUCCCAUGGAGACCGGCCUUCGCGAUAUCUUGAAGUCGUGGCAGGAGAUGUGUUCGGAGAUCUCGCGAAAACCGUACGACUACUUGGACUACCGAGACCACCGCUUCGACAACGACCUGGAGGUGUUUGCGGCCAGCGUGAGGGAGCUCCUGCGAAGGAUACACACGAUGGUCGAGAAGGAACACGAGGAAAUAUGGGAGACGCCCAUGGCCAAUAAGAUGCUCGCUAGGUUUGAAAGAAUAGCAGAAGUAGUUCCUAAUCUGGACGUGGAAGGAAAGCUGAAGCGAAUUUUGGCGCGUUUCCACCAAGAGCUCGAGAAAGUGACGCGGAUGUACAACAAACAGUGCGAAAAUCCCCCGCAACUCCGAGGCCUCCCACCUGUAGCAGGAAAGAUCCAGUGGGCACGGAGUUUGUUCCUCCACCUCGAGGAGCCCAUGAUGUUCUUCAAGGACCACCCGGUGCUCCUGAAGCUCCCCGAAGGCAAAGAGGCCGUCAGGAAGUACAACCGCAUCGGCAGGACCCUCGUUCAGUACGAGCUCGCCUACUACGAUGCGUGGAGGAAGCAGAGUAUCAGCGACAUCCAGAAGUCUCUCCGAUGCACUCUCGUGGUCCAGCGCCCAGACACCGAGGAACUCUACGUGAACUGGGACCCGAGAAUCUCCACGCUGCUGCACGAGGCGACGAAGAUCCAGCAGCUGGGUUUCGAGGUUCCUUAUAUGACUCAGCUGCUCUUAAACAGGGCUCCUCUCCUCCUGAAGAAGCGCGAUAUGGUGAAGCACCUUCUGGACGAACAUGAGCGUGUGCUGUCGAAAGUGAACCCGACGGUGGCUCCUUUGCUGGUUCCUCACGUCACGAAGCUGAAAGAAGCACUCGAUCCCCUUCUCACGUCGCUCACUUGGUCGUCUAUACAAGCUCAUAGUUUCUUUGAUCAGGGAUUUGCGGCGAUACAUACCUUUCAGAUACUUAUUGACAGGGUGAAUGACAUCCUCCAGCACCGAAUGGAGGGUGUGCUGGCAGCCAUGACCGGGGUACGUCUUUACAUCCUGCCAGACACGAGUCCCUGGACCCUAGAUCUCUUCGUCCAUAACACUUGGCUCACCUGUUGUCAAGCCGCCCAGGAACUGAACAGCCGGAGCAGAGUGGUCGAAGAUGCUGUCCUGGAGUUGAUCGACCUCGUCCUGAUGGGGGUCGAGAGCGGGCCUGAAGGUCAACACACGUUCCUCACCAUCGAUGACCUAGAUGAUGCUGGUGACCUUGACGAUUCGCGAUCAGUGUCGUCUGCGGGAGGGUCAUCGCGCCGAAGUCCCGUCCCGAUGGCAGAAGGAGGCUUUUCGUCCGUCCUCGAGCUGCCCACGAGACCCCUCACGCCCCGGGAGAAGGCGGCGCGGAAGAAGAAGGAAACCCGGGAAAAAGUGGAAGCCGCGGCGAGGGACCUCCGCAAGACCUACCAUCGGCGCGUGCUGGACGUUCUGGUAAAGUCCGUUCGUGGGGCGCUGGACUCCAUUCGAAAGCAUACGAGUGUGUCAGGCAACCGGUCGCAGGGCGAAAUGAGCAGCCGCGGACACGCCGCAGGUGAGCUGGAAUCCGGCCUGAGCGUCCCCCUGGUGGAGCUGAGCGCGUCCUUGGUGUCCCCGGGUGUCCAGGUGUCCCCGAGCCUCGAGGAAGUGCAGGAAACCAUUAAUAAGGUGGCCAAAAUCAUCCUCUCGACGGCCAAAGGAGUCUCGCAGUGGGUCCGCUGUCGCAAGGAGGAUGCCGGAGAACCACAGCGCCCCGAACUGACUCCCUCCGCGCGCCGCCGGGCCUGGAGGAACCGCAGUGACGUCAUGGAAGUCCCGGCGAUGUCCAAGAACUACUACACGCACGUCCUCGAGAGCAAAGAUGUCUCGAAGGUCAUGAGUCACAUGGCCAAUUCGUUCCAGGCGACGAAGAACGAGGUCCACCACACUUUCGCCGCGUGGGACCGAUAUCACCAUCUGUGGCGGACGGAAAAGGAGCAGGCCAUCCGGGACUUUACGAGCCACUCCCCCUCGCUGCAGGAUUACGAUAGGAAACUCACAAGCUUCGUGAACUUGGAUAAGCAGAUACGACGGGAGCCUUCGCGGUAUCGGGUGGGGGCGCUGGCUAUUAGUACGGACAACCUCAAGAGCGCCCUCGUGAAGGAAACCUCCCUCUGGGUCGACAAGUACGGCGAGGCCCUCAAGACCACCUACAUGAAGGAGAUGGAGCGCCUCUUCGCCCAGCUGAACGAGCUCUCCCGACGCCUCGAACGCCCUCUCAAGGACCUCGACGACAUCAAGAGCGCCAUUGACAUCCUCAGGAAGACUCGGGACUUGGAACUGGAUAUGGAUGAUGCUAUUGAUCCGAUCGAGGAGUCCUUCGGCUUGCUGGUGAAGUACGAGCUCGGACUGACCCAAGAAGAGGCCGAGAGAGUCGACAACUUACGCUUCACUUGGCAAAAGGUUCUCGCACAGGCUGUCGAAGUCCAGAACCUGCUGUCACGCGUCCAGCCUUACUUUAGGAACGAACUCAUCCACAACGUUGCACAAUUCAAGAAAGAUUGCAACAAGUUCGUCCACGACUAUCGAGCUCAGGGGCCGAUGGUGCCUGGACUGGACCCACGUGAUGCUUCUGACAGGCUCAUUAUUGCCCAGAACCGCUUCGAUACCCUGUGGCGAAAACACUCCAGCUAUUCCGUGGGCGAGGAGCUGUUCCGUCUUCCCCGUUCGGAGUUCCCCGAGCUGGGACAGAUCCGCAAGGAACUCAACCUCCUCCAGAAGCUCUAUAAACUCUAUAAUGACGUCAUCGAUCGCGUGAGCUCUUAUUAUGACAUCCCUUGGGGCGAAGUCAACAUCGAGGAUAUCAAUAAUGAAUUAAUGGAGUUCCAAAACAGAUGCCGAAAGCUCCCGAAGGGCCUGAAGGAAUGGCCGGCCUUCAACACCCUCAAGAAGACCAUCGACGACUUCAACGACAUGUGUCCUCUCCUCGAACUCAUGUCCAACAAGGCCAUGAAGCCGCGUCAUUGGCAGCGCAUCGCGGAGGUCAUCAGCAGGCCGCUGGAGGUGGACAGCGACAACUUCUGCCUCAGGAACAUCAUGGACACCCCCUUGCUGCAGUUCAAGGAGGACAUCGAGGACAUCUGCAUAUCAGCCGUGAAAGAGAAGGACAUCGAAGCCAAGCUGAGGAUCGUGACCAACGAGUGGGCCGGACACGACCUCACUUUCUCGACCUUCAAGAACCGAGGGGAGCUCCUGUUGCGCGGGGACACGACGGCCGAGGUCAUCACGCAGCUGGAGGACUCGCUCAUGGUCCUUGGCUCUCUGCUCUCGAACAGGUACAACGCCCCAUUCCGAAAGCAGAUCCAGAAGUGGGUGAGCGAUCUGUCCAACACCAACGAGAUCCUUGAGAGGUGGCUCUUCGUCCAGAAUCUGUGGGUGUAUCUCGAGGCUGUGUUUGUGGGCGGAGACAUUGCCAAACAACUGCCAAAGGAAGCCAAGAGAUUUUAUGUGAUUGACAAGAACUGGCAAAAAAUUAUGGCACGAGCACAUGACAACCCCAACGUAGUGACAUGCUGCGUGGGAGAUGACAUGCUGAAGCAACUGUUGCCAUAUCUGCAAGACCAGCUGGAGGUUUGCCAGAAGAGCCUCUCAGGAUACCUCGAGAAAAAACGGUUGAUGUUCCCGCGCUUCUUCUUCGUCUCGGACCCGGCGCUGCUCGAGAUCCUCGGCCAGGCUUCGGACUCGCACACCAUCCAGGCUCACCUCCUCUCCAUCUUCGACAACACCAAGACCGUCCGUUUCCAUGACCAGGAUUACGACCGAAUAGUUGCUAUUUCGUCGUCGGAGGGAGAGGUUGUGCAGCUCGAGAAGUCAGUCCGCGCCGAAGGGAGUGUGGAACUAUGGCUUAUGAAAUUACUCCAGAUGUCCCAGCAGUCUGUCCACGGGAUCAUCAGGCAAGCUCAUCACGUGAUACAGGACCCGGAUCUAAACGUCCUACGCUUUCUGGAGCAAUUUCCAGCUCAGGUCGGAAUCCUGGGCCUUCAGAUGAUCUGGACACGUGACUCGGAAAUGGCCCUGACGCAGGCCCGAGCCGACCGCCGAGUCAUGCCGGAGAUGAACAACCGUUUCCUCGACCUGCUCAACCUGCUCAUUAACCAGACGACGCGCGACCUGGAACCUGUGCAGAGGACGAAAUACGAGACCCUCAUCACCAUCCACAUCCACCAGAGGGACAUCUUCGAUAGUAUGUGUCGAAACAACGUGCGUUCUGUGAUGGACUUUGAUUGGCUGCGUCAGAGUCGCGUGUAUUUCAGGGAGGAUGUCGAUAAAACGAACAUUGUCCUCACUGACGUCACUUUCCUCUAUCAAAACGAGUUCGUGGGUUGUACGGAGCGACUCGUUAUCACACCUCUGACAGACAGGUGCUACAUCACGCUGGCCCAGGCGCUGAGCAUGAGCAUGGGCGCGUGCCCCACGGGGCCGGCAGGAACGGGCAAGACGGAGACAACCAAGGACAUGGGGAAGACUCUUGGCAAGUAUGUGGUCGUCUUCAACUGCUCGGAUCAGAUGGACUACCGCGGCCUUGGAAGAAUUUAUAAAGGCCUAGCACAGUCGGGGUCAUGGGGCUGCUUCGACGAGUUCAACCGCAUCGCCCUGCCCGUCCUUUCCGUGGCCGCCCAGCAGAUCGCCGUCGUCCACGCCUGCAAGAAAGAGCGUCGGAAAAACUUCACUUUCACGGAUGGUGACACUAUCAACAUGAACCCUGAAUUCGGCAUUUUCCUCACCAUGAACCUGGGCUAUCACGGCAGACAAGAACUCCCGGAGAACCUGAAGAUCCAGUUCCGAAACGUGGCCAUGAUGGUGCCCGACCGACAGAUCAUCAUCAGGGUGAAGCUCGCGUCCUGUGGCUUCCUGGAGAACAUCACCCUCGCGAGAAAGUUCUUCACGUUAUACAAGCUGUGCGAGGAACAGCUGACGAAGCAGGUCCACUACGACUUCGGCCUGAGGAACAUCCUGUCCGUCCUCCGCACUCUAGGGGCCGCGAAGAGAGCCAAUGCCAAGGACUCCGAAUCCACCAUCGUCAUGAGGGUUCUCAGAGAUAUGAAUUUGUCCAAACUGGUUGACGAAGAUGAGCCUCUGUUUAUGUCGCUCAUCGAUGACCUGUUCCCGAGCAUGACGCAGGAGAAAGGUUAUUACAACCAGCUCACAACCACCAUCGCGGACCUCGUCAGUGAGCUCGGCUUGGUGAAUCAUCCGCCAUGGCAGCUCAAGCUCGUUCAGCUCUACGAGACGCAGCGAGUCCGACACGGCAUGAUGACCCUGGGUCCGAGCGGCGCCGGGAAGACCUCCUGUAUCCACGUCCUCAUGCGCGCCCUCACCAAGAUGGGCCAGCCGCACAGAGAGCUGCGGAUGAACCCAAAGGCGAUCACGUCAGCGCAGAUGUUCGGGCGACUGGACGUGGCGACGAACGACUGGACGGAUGGCAUCUUCUCGACCCUCUGGAGGAAGACCCUCAAGGCCAAGAAAGGAGAGCACAUCUGGCUGGUCCUCGAUGGCCCCGUCGACGCCAUCUGGAUCGAGAACCUGAAUUCCGUCCUCGAUGACAACAAGACCCUGACCCUGGCUAACGGCGACCGGAUCCCGAUGUCCCCGUGCUGCAAGGUCAUCUUCGAGCCGGCGAACAUCGACAACGCGUCCCCGUCGACGGUGUCCAGAAAUGGCAUGGUCUACAUGAGUUCCUCCGGCUUGGACUGGGAGCCGCUUCUUCAGGCUUGGCUCCGCACGCGCCCCCACCACGAGCAUUCAGUCAUCACAGACCUGUUCUCUAACAACUUCCUCAAAAUAUUCACUUGGGCCAAACAGAACCUCCAGCUGUGUCUGCCUGUUCUUCAAGUGAACGUUAUCUCGCAGACGACGCGGGUGUUGGAGGGUCUCCUGCCCGACGAGGAACAGGCGCAGAGCCACCACCGUCGAGAUCCAGAUUCCGAGGCCGAGGAAAUUCAGACUGAACAAGCUCCCAUUGAGGAGCACAUCCAACGGCUGUUUGUGUUCUCAAUAAUGUGGAGCAUUGGAGCAUUUAUGGAGUUGCCGGAUCGUGCAAAACUUGAGCAAUAUAUUCGCAAGGAGCAUCAGACUCUGGACCUACCGGAGGGGAGAAGCCCUUCGGAUUCUAUAUUUAACUACAGAGUUGAUGACAACGGCUGGUGGCAGCACUGGGAUACUCGGGUCAGUGAGUACGUCUACCCGGACACAGGCACUCCCGACUACACUUCGAUUCUCGUGCCCAAUGUCGACAAUGUUCGGAUGGACUUCCUCAUACACGUCGUGGCUCAACAAGGAAAGGGCGUGUUAGUGAUCGGCGAGCCAGGGUCAGCCAAGACCGUCACCUUGAACGCCUUCAUGAAGAAAUACAACCCCGAGGACCACCUCUGCCGCAACUUCAACUUCUCCUCGGCCUCCACGCCCCUCUAUUUCCAGAGGACGAUCGAAAGCUACAUAGACAAGAGAAUGGGAAGCACCUACGGGCCCCCAGCUGGCAAGAAGAUGACAGUCUUGAUAGAUGAUCUGAACAUGCCUCACAUCAACAGCUGGGGCGACCAGCCCACCAAUGAGAUCGUGCGCCAGACCAUGGAGAUGGGCGGGUUUUACAGCCUUGAGAAACCGGGUGAUUUUAUUCACAUUGUGGACUUGCAGUUUUUGGCAGCUAUGGGGCACCCAGGCGGCGGCAGGAACGACAUCCCGCCCCGCCUGAAACGCCACUUCUGCAUCUUCAACUCCACCAUCCCGUCCGAGUCCUCCAUCGACAAGAUCUUCGGAGUGAUCGCCCGCGGACACUUCAGCGCCAAGAGGGGCUUCAACCAGGAGAUCCGAGACAUGCUGGAGAGGAUCAUACCGCUCACGAGGAAGCUGUGGGCGCAUACGAAGAGUAAGCUCCUCCCAACACCAGCCAAGUUUCAUUACGUCUUCAACCUCCGUGAUUUGUCGCGCAUCUGGCAGGGGAUGAUCGGUGCCACGGCCAACGUAAUAAGCACCAGUGACACUCUACUGGCUCUCUGGCGCCACGAGUGCUGCCGGGUGAUAGCAGAUCGUUUCACGACACCCAAGGACGUGCGUUGGUUCGAGGACGCGAUGGUGGCGCUGGCGAAGCAGGAACUUGGGCCGAGUCUGACCAAGAAGAUCGCUCAGACGCACUACUUCGUCGAUUUCUUGAGAGACGCCCCAGAACCCACGGGCGACGAGGCUGAAGACCUGGACAUGGAGAUGCCGAAGGUGUACGAGCCCAUCCCGUCCUUCAACGCCCUCGAGCAACGCCUGCAGAUGUUCCUGACGCAGUACAACGAGAUCAUUCGCGGCGCCGGCAUGGAUCUCGUGUUCUUCAAGGACGCUAUGAUCCACCUGACGAAGAUUUCUCGCAUCAUCCGAAACCCGGGAGGCAACGCUCUCCUGGUCGGCGUCGGAGGCUCAGGCAAGCAGUCGCUCACGAAAUUGGCUUCUUUUAUCGCCGGUUAUAAAACUUUCCAAAUUACUCUCACAAGAUCUUACAAUACAACGAAUCUCCUUGAAGACUUGAAAGUUUUGUUCAGGACGUGUGGCAUCCAAGGCAAAGGCACCACGUUCAUUUUCACAGAUCAGGAUGUGAAGGAAGAAGGCUUUUUGGAGUAUCUGAACAAUGUCCUUUCGUCGGGCAUGGUGAGCAACCUGUUCAACCGCGACGAGCAGGACGAGAUCGUGAGCGAGUUGAUCCCCGUCAUGAAGAGGGAGCACCCGCGCCGCCCUCCCACGCCCGAAAACGUCAUGGAUUUCUUCAUUACGCGAACGAGGCAGAAUCUGCACGUUGUCUUGUGCUUUUCUCCGGUCGGAGAGAAAUUCCGGACGCGCGCGCUAAAGUUCCCGGGACUGAUCAGCGGCUGCACGAUCGACUGGUUCCAACCGUGGCCGAAAGAGGCGCUGGUGGCGGUGGCGUCGCACUUCCUCGAGGACUACGAGAUCAUCUGCACGGACGACACGAAGGCCAGUCUGGUCAAGAGCAUGGGCUCCAUCCAUGACAACGUGGCGCAGCUCUGUUCGGAUUACUUUUUGAGAUACCGCCGCGCAGCUCACGUCACCCCGAAGUCCUUCCUGUCCUUCAUCAGCAUCUACAAGAAAAUCUACAACGAAAAGCGCGAGGACAUUGGGGAUUCGGCGGCAAGGAUGACCUCCGGCUUGGACAAACUGCACGAGGCUUCCCAGGCGGUGCAGAGGCUCAGGGAGGAACUCUUCGUGAUGGAGGAGGAACUCGCCGUGGCCUCGGAGAAAGCCGAGAAGAUCUUGGUGGAGGUGACGAGGCGCGCGCGGGAGGCCGAGACCAUCAAGACCGAGGUGGAGAAAGUGCGAGACAAGGCCCAGGCGCUCGUCGACGACAUCGCCAAGGACAAGUCGAUCGCCGAGGAGAAGCUGGAGGCGGCGAGACCGGCGCUGGAGGAGGCCGAGGCGGCGCUCAACACGAUCAAGCCGGCGCAUAUCGCCACAAUCCGCAAACUGGGUCGACCUCCUCACCUCAUCAUGCGAAUCAUGGACUGCGUGUUGCUCCUCUUCCAGCGUCGACUGCAGCCUGUCAGAGGCGACCCUGUGGCAGCCUGUCCCAAACCCUCUUGGCCCGAGAGUCUCAAGAUGAUGGCCAGCACGACCUUCCUCCUGUCGCUGCAGAACUUCCCUAAGGACACGAUCAACGACGAGGUGGUGGAGCUGCUGGAGCCCUACUUCGACAUGGAGGACUACGACAUGGAGACGGCCAAGAGGGUCUGCGGCGACGUGGCGGGGCUCCUGUCGUGGACGCGCGCCAUGGCCUUCUUCUUCGGCGUCAACAAAGAGGUCCUACCGCUUAAGUCCAACCUGGCCCUACAAGAAGCCCGCCUGCGCGUCGCAAUGGCGGACCUGGAGCGCGCGCAGGCCGAACUGGACGAGAAGGAACGCGAACUGGACGUGGUGCGCGGCCAGUACCAAGUGGCUCUGGCUGAGAAACAGAAGCUGAUCGAUGCCGCCGACGUCUGCAGGAGGAAGAUGCAGGCAGCGGCCACCCUCAUCAACGGCCUGGCUGGGGAGAAAGUUCGCUGGACGGAACAGAGUAAAGCUUUUCGGGAACAGCUGGGGCGCCUGGUGGGGGACGUCCUGGUGACCACGGCCUUCCUCUCCUACGCCGGGCCCUUCAACCAGGAGUACAGGACCAGGAUGGCGACCAGCUGGCGGGAGAUGCUGGACACGCGGAAGAUACCCUACACCGCCGCUCUGGAUAUCACGACGUGGCUUGUCGAUAAUGCCACUGUCUCAGAGUGGAAUCUACAAGGCCUCCCUAACGAUGAACUGAGCAUCCAGAACGGCAUCAUAGUCAGCAAGGCUUCCUGCUACCCUCUGCUCAUAGAUCCUCAAGGACAGGGGAAAAUCUGGAUCAAAAAUCGAGAAUCUUCGAAUGAGCUGCAGAUUUCUUCGCUGAACCACAAGUACUUCCGGACGCACCUCGAGGACUCGCUGUCUCUCGGGCGGCCGCUGCUGAUCGAGGACGUCGCGGAGGAGCUGGACCCCGUCUUGGACAACCUCCUCGAGAGAAACUUCAUCAAGUCAGGCUCGAUACUGAAGGUUCUGGUCGGUGACAAGGAGUGUGACGUGAUGCCCGGUUUCAUGCUCUACAUCACGACGAAGCUCCCUAACCCAGCCUACACACCGGAGAUCUCGGCGAAGACUUCGAUCAUUGACUUCACGGUCACGGUUCACGGCUUGGAGGACCAGCUGUUGGGCCGAGUGAUUCGCACGGAGAAGAGCGACCUGGAGAACGAGCGCGUGGCUUUGAUCGAGGAGGUGAUGGAGAACAAGAGGAGGAUGAAGGAACUCGAGGAUAACCUUCUGUAUCGUCUUACUUCGGUCAAGGGCUCCUUGGUGGACGACGAAGACCUGAUCAUGGUGCUGCAAGACACGAAGUCAACCGCGCAGGACGUGAGCACCAAGUUGCAAAUUGCAUCGGAGACGGAGAGGAAGAUCAACGGAGCUCGGGAGGAGUAUCGUCCUGUGGCAACUCGCGGUUCGAUCCUCUAUUUCCUCAUCACUGACAUGGCGGCGGUCAACUGCAUGUACCAGACCUCCCUCAGGCAGUUCCUGGUGCUCUUCGAUAUGUCCAUGACGAAAUCAGACCGAAGUAACUUGUCCAAAGCGCGGAUCAACAACAUCAUCAAGUACCUGACGUUACAAGUGUGGCGGAAUGCCUGCCGGGGCUUCUACGAGAGGCAUAAGUUCCUCUUCACGCUCCUGCUGGCGAUGAAGAUUGAUCUGCAGUCGGGUCACAUCGGGCACAAUGAGUUUAUGAAGUUUAUUAAGGGCGGAGCUUCCCUGGACCUGAAGGCAGUGCAGCCCAAGCCCUUCCGCUGGAUCCUCGACAUCACGUGGCUCAACCUGGUCGAGCUCAGCAAGCUCCCGCAGUUUAUCAACAUCCUCAGCCAGAUCACGGAGAGCGAGCGAGACUGGAAGCAGUGGUUCGAGAAGGAAAAACCGGAGGAGGAGGAGCUGCCUUGUGGUUACUCGCGGUCCCUCGACAUGUUUCGACAGCUGCUUCUGCUUCGCUCCUGGUGUCCGGAUCGCACGCUGUCGCAGGCCCGCAGAUACAUACGAAGUUCUCUCGGAGAACAGUUCGCUGACAGUGUUAUCCUGGACCUCGAAUCCACGUGGGAGGAAUCGGACAACCGAAUCCCCCUCGUGUGCUUCCUGUCCCAGGGUUCGGAUCCGUCCGUUCAGAUCGAGACUUUGGCGAAGGCUAAAGAAAUGGAAAUCCGGUCGAUCUCCAUGGGCCAAGGGCAGGAGGCGCAUGCACGGAGGCUGCUGACGGAGGCCAUGACAACCGGGAAGUGGCUCCUGCUGCAGAACUGCCAUCUCAGCCUCGACUUCUGCCAGGAAAUGCUCGACACGAUCACCGAGUCGGAGAGCAUUCACAAGACGUUCCGGUUAUGGAUCACCACAGAGUUCCAUCAGUCGUUCCCCAUCGGGCUUCUGCAGAUUUCCAUCAAGUUCACCAACGAACCUCCACAGGGAAUCCGCGCCAGUCUGAAGAGGACGUACGGAGAUGUCUCACAGGACCUGCUAGACUACUCCAACGCCCACCAGUGGCCGCGACUCCUCUACGCCACCGCCUUCCUCCACACGGUGGUCCAGGAACGAAGGAAGUACGGCGCCCUCGGCUGGAACAUCCCCUACGAGUUCAACCAGGCGGACUUCCAAGCCUCUGUACAGUUUAUCCAGAACCACCUCGACGACAUGGAUCCGAAGAAGGGCGUGUCUUGGGUUACCCUGUGUUACAUGCUUGGAGAAAUUCAAUAUGGCGGUCGAGUCACGGAGGAUUUUGACAAGAGACUUUUACUCACCUUCCUCCAUGUCUGGUUUAACGAGCGACUUCUGACUUCCGAAUUCAAGUUCUACCAAGGUUACGGUCUGCCUUCGUGCAAAUGCCAAGCGGAGUACCUGGAAUUCAUUAACCUGCUUCCGAUCACCGAUUCUCCGGAAGUUUUUGGCCUCCAUCCCAACGCUGACAUUACCUACCAGAUCAACACCGCUAAGAGCAUCUUGGACACCAUCUUAAGCAUGCAGCCCAAGGAAGGGGGGCAGAGAGGGGGAGAGACGAGAGAGGCUGUGGUUUCGAAACUUGCCAACGACAUGAUUGCCAAACUACCGAAAGACUAUAUUCAACAUGAGAUUCGCGAGGCCCUGCAGCGGAUGGGAGCCAUAUUGCCCAUGAACAUCUUUUUACGACAAGAACUCGAUCGGAUGUUGAAGGUCCUGAAGGUCGUCCGACAAACGCUGAACGACCUCCUCUUGGCCAUCGAGGGAACCAUCAUCAUGAGUCCGUCCUUGAAAGAGAUGCUCGACGCCAUGUACGAUGCUCGGAUACCUGACAAGUGGCGCAAGGUGUCGUGGGAAUCGAGUACCCUCGGGUUCUGGUUCACGGAGCUCCUGGAGAGAGAUCUGCAGUUCCGUCGUUGGUACGUCCACGGGAGGCCGAAAGCUUUUUGGAUCACUGGCUUCUUCAACCCGCAAGGAUUCCUUACCGCUAUGAGACAGGAGGUGACGCGCCAACACAAGGGAUGGUCGCUGGAUUGCGUCAUCCUGCAGAAUCUCGUAACACGUUUCAACCGCGAAGACAUACACGAGCCACCUCCCGAAGGCGUGUAUGUCUAUGGCCUGUUCUUGGAGGGCGCGUCUUGGGACCGAAAGCAAGGGAAACUUAUGGAAUCGAGAGCAAAGGUACUGUACGAACCAAUGCCAGUGAUCUACUUAUACGCCGUCAAUACCACGAGCGGAAAGGAUCCGAACCUCUAUGAAUGCCCCAUAUACAGGAAACCACAACGCACUGAUGCCACUUACAUAGGAUCAAUAGACUUGGAGACCAUGGACUUCCCUCCUUCCCACUGGACUCUCAGAGGCGUGGCGCUGCUCUGUGAUAUCAAAUAAUUGUGACUUAUUUUGUAAACAUGUUCGAUGAUUAUUACUAUAUCCGUCCAUCUGAAUGAAGAAAAAUAGAUAAUUGCGAUUUGAAUUGAUAUGUGCGUGUAAUUCUGAACUGUUUAUUAUUUUCUAAGACUAGACUGAUAAAGAAUGUAUUUAAACGUCCCAACAACCUAAGUAUUUAAUCGUAUAUGCCUAGGUACUGAUCAUACCUACUUUUAUUCAUAUUCAAUUAAAUAUAAAUGUACUUGUUUUAUUUCAAUAGGCUUCUUGUAAUAUAAAAUAAUAUCCAAUUUUCUAUCAAAAUUGAUAUCAAACGUUUUAGAUUGUGUGUCCAUUCUCCUAAAUACUUAAUAAAUCCUAUAAAUUGUUACACCACGGCUAAAUUCAGCUAUUAAGGCCAAAAAAAUCUUUACUGAAUUGUAGGAAAACUUCAGCCUCGGGAAAGACAAUUAAAAUAAAUUAUAGUAAGCACUGCCUGUCAGCUCCCGAGUAAAUUCAUUGCUUGUGGUUUGGCAAUAGCAUUGAUGUCUUCCUUCCUCAUGUGAAAAUAUUGUAUUAAUGAUAUUUCACUGUAUUUUUCUUCUUAAUUUUUUGUAAGAGUAAUUACAAAAUAUCGUGUAUUGUUUAAAGUCCUUACGUAUUAAGGACACAUAUUCCUGUAUCCAUUUUCUCAAAUUACA
Messenger RNA from Penaeus vannamei (Pacific white shrimp), 14009 nucleotides. It is a transcript of the gene Dhc1, whose product is annotated as Dynein heavy chain 1. Gene Ontology annotation, cellular component: axonemal dynein complex. The record is from RefSeq and is a predicted model, not a curated record. Gene Ontology annotation, biological process: microtubule-based movement. Lineage: Eukaryota; Metazoa; Arthropoda; Malacostraca; Decapoda; Penaeidae. Gene Ontology annotation, molecular function: minus-end-directed microtubule motor activity; dynein intermediate chain binding; ATP hydrolysis activity.